This is a messenger RNA of Fopius arisanus, 1974 nucleotides long. RefSeq names its product mitochondrial transcription termination factor 5 (gene mTerf5). The transcript has 5 exons. Bases 21 to 1616 code for a protein of 531 amino acids. Gene Ontology annotation, cellular component: mitochondrial matrix. Gene Ontology annotation, biological process: termination of mitochondrial transcription; regulation of DNA-templated transcription. NCBI's taxonomy places the organism in Eukaryota, Metazoa, Arthropoda, Insecta, Hymenoptera, Braconidae. Gene Ontology annotation, molecular function: double-stranded DNA binding. The record is from RefSeq and is a predicted model, not a curated record.
AUUUAUGACCUGAAAAUAAUAUGCACCGAGUAGUGGCCAAAAGAAUUUUUCUGAAAAUUAAAUUGACACAUGACAACUGCCACUGCCUGAGAAUGUAUUCGAAUUUCAUACCCUGGAAGAACUCCCUCACGGGAUACUACUCGACUGAUUUCAGAAUUUAUAAACAAUUAGUGGCGGAAAAAUUAGGAGUCGAUCGAGAACAUGCAGCGAUGCUCCUAAGGAGUAAUAGGCGGGUAAUUGGAAUUCCUGAGGAAAGAAUUACAAAAAAUUGUCACAUCUGUCAGGUGGAGGAGGUGGACUUUAAUACCAGUAUUCGUGAUAUCAAGUUCCUCGAGUUGAGUGAGGAGGAUUUAAUAAAUAGAAUUUUACUGCUAAAAGAAAUGGGCGCACAGUACAUUAAUACUGCGAUGUUGAGAACAUGUGCGUCGAGAGUGCACGUAGUUUCGUUCAAAGCAUAUACUAAAAUCCCAAAUGACGACAUAAUCGCCAAAAAUAUGUAUUCCCACCUGCACGAGCCUCCACCAGGAGUCCCUCCCCUCAGCGAUCUGAAUGACUACAUGACAGUCAAAGAAUACCGAAAACGCUGUUUGCUGCACUGGCUAAAGUGGAGAUUGGAGAUACCAGACGACAACGAAAAAUUGCUGGAGACUUUUUUCAAGAGGUUGAGGUACAAAAGUUUCGCCAGACUGCGAAAAUCCUUUGAUAUUCUCCACGAAGAGCUGGGAAUGCCUGUAUCACUGAUCCGAGAGAAAAAGUGUCUCUCAUACGUAUCAGGAGUGGAUUUGCAGAAAAUAUUAACCCACUUGCCAGAUAUCUGCGGAGUUUCCGUGAAGGAGUUGUUGAAAAAUAAUCUGCCCCUCCUCAGGAUGACUUACAAGAGCUUGUGCCUAGCCAAGUUCGCUCUCGAGGACUUCGGGGUAACGUCAGAGCAACUGCUGGAGACACCCAAAGUACUUCUGGUGAAUUCGGACUCUCUCGAGGUUGGUUUAGAAACGAUAUCAGCCACACCGGAACUUAAAAUAUUAAUUGAUCAUCCACGCUUACUUCGAAUUCUUCUGACAAAGGAUGGAGUGCAAAGGCGAUUGGAUUACCUCAGGUAUUUGAGUAUCAAUCAUGUGACGGUGGCAGCUUUAGGAAGAACAAAGGUCGAGUUUGAUAAGUAUCUGAAGUCCGGAACAUAUAAGGCAAAGGGGGAUGAGAUAGGAUUGAUGCUGAAGAAGUAUUUCAAGAAGAGCGUCGCGGAAAUUCAGGAGAAAAUCGAGAUGCAUCCACUGUGGAAAUAUGUGGAUUUAUUCACGAUACAUACUACACUUCACUACCUGAUGGAGUCUUUCGAUGCUGAGGAUAUUUUUAAGAAUUUACCUUUAAUUCUUCAUUCACGGGAUAAAGUGGAGUUUCGACUGGUGAGUCUCAUAGAAAUGAAUAAACAGAUCAACGAAAAUAAUCGAUUCACCCCUAGCCAAAUACUCGCCCUGUGCGCUUACGAAAUUGAAAAAGAAUUUCACUUCACUGGUGACGGCGUCUGGGAAAAAAAUAAAAUAUUGACGAAGAGUCCUGAGGCAUUGCCUAAUGAAACUGAGGAGUGGAAAGUAUCAAAAAAAAUAUCUGUUGAAUGAUGUAAAUAUUUUGUUAUUUAUUAAUACAAAUAAAACUCAAAGACUGCCGUAAUAUAAAUCUAUCAAUAAACCACACAUGUCAGACAAAAUAUUCAACGUAAGCACUUAAAUUUAAGCGACGAUAUGAGCGCUAGAGGAAGUGGGGUAAAAUGGGUGCUAGAUAAUUUUUCAUUAUGAAUAAUUAAAUAAAAUAAUUAAAUCUCGGUAAUUAUCGGAUUCUGAAAAAAACACAAGAGGACUUUUUUGCAGAUUCAUAAAUUUCGGAGAAGAAAGGUCUUUUGGUAUUUUCUUUUAAAAUCAAUAGUUUUCAAAUAAAUCGGUCGAUAAUAAAAUUGUAAAAUUCCAAUAAUCGAAAAUU